Larimichthys crocea (large yellow croaker) is the source of this 7439-nucleotide messenger RNA. It is a transcript of the gene zfyve9a, whose product is annotated as zinc finger, FYVE domain containing 9a. Gene Ontology annotation, cellular component: early endosome membrane. The coding region runs from base 495 to 4121 and encodes 1208 amino acids. The record is from RefSeq and is a predicted model, not a curated record. Gene Ontology annotation, biological process: endosomal transport. Lineage: Eukaryota; Metazoa; Chordata; Actinopteri; Sciaenidae. Gene Ontology annotation, molecular function: metal ion binding. The transcript is spliced from 20 exons.
GACGUGCUUGUAUUUCCACUCUGGCUGUCUUGACGCUUGCUCCUUUAUUUAUUUAUUUAUUUUUUUCUUCCCAAUAUUAAACCUUGUGGGAGGGAUCCUUUUUCUGAGUGCUGUCGCACAACUACGGUAGACUACAGGCUGUACUUUCCGACUUGCGCUGUUUGAGUUGAGCAGCAGCAGCAGGAGGCGGCGGCGGUGGAGGCUCCACACACACACACACACACACGAGGAGACUCAAAAAUAGCUUCCCAAAGGCGAUUAGGUAUGACGGAUACUAACGGCGAGGCUCCGCGGGGCUCUACGUAAAAGAAAGAAGAUGAGGAUUCCUCCGUCAAGCUCUGGAGGUGAAGAGGUGUGGGCGCUGGGCGCUUGCCAGACUGGGUGAAGUGAGAACCAAGAGGGAAACCCGCUGAGAAAAAUCACCGCCUGGGACUGCUGAGGAGGACCUCUGUGCAGGUUCACACGGCUGUCGGCAGGGUGGAGCUUCCUGACCCAUGGAGAAUUACUUCCAGGCCGAGGCCUUCAACCUGGACAAGGUGCUGGACGAGUUCGAGCAGAACGAAGAUGAGACAGACAAUCCCAUUCUCUCAGAUGCCAAGUGGACCCAGAUCCUGGCCCCGCCAGCCCACCUCCUCUCUCUGAACCCCGCCCUGGCCCACGCAGACCUCAGCCCCCGGGAGAGUCCGCUGCCCUUCAAGACCCUCCCCGAUUCCUCCUCCAGCGCCUCCCCGGGGGCCGACCCUAAAAGACAUCCCGGUUCUGAAGCUCCAUCCUGGGUAGAGGAGAGGCCGGCAGACGUCCACAGCCCACCCCUCCCGCAGCCCAACAUCGGCAAACUGGUGGGCACAGACGACCUCUCGCCGCCCCCCGUGACGGCCUGUAGUGCUGUGGAGAACGGCUGCCCGGCCAGCCCCGCAAGCCCACAACAACUAGAUGGGCUCGGCAAGGAGAUAAGUUCCCCUGCGGAUAAACAUCCUUGUGCUUCUGACCAGGAGGAUAAACCUCAUCAAGAGGAGAGAGCCGCCUCGGAAGGUGGAGGAGGCUCUGCCGUCAGUCACACUCACUUUACCUUUGAGGUUGGAUUAGGACAGGAAGAAACUCUGUCCCCGAAAAUUCAUCCAAAUGUGGAACCGACAGCACAAAAUGGGGAAGGUGUCAAGGAGGAGGUCAUUACAGUGGAUUUACAGGACAAUGGUGAAGAAAAAGAAGGUGCAAACUUGAAGGAGCAGAUAGAAAGUCCUCUGAAUAGGGGGAGAGAUGUUCAAGCUGGCUGUGUGGUGGAGGAGAAUGGUGUAUCUCCUCCUGACAGGGUCGGAGAGGAGGAGAAGGAGAGGAGAUGUGGUCCAGAGGGACAGAUAGACCAAUUACUCAGAAUAACAAGCCUUCCUAAUGGUUUGGAGCAGGAGAGCAGUAGCCAUUCCAAGCUUAAGCUGACAGAAGAGGAGGAGGAUGAGGAUAUUUCUCCCUCUCCUGUCCCCUCCAAAGAGGACUCCGUCACUGAGGAGAAAGAAAUGGAGGAAAGCAAGCAGGAGAACGGCGAUGGAGGAGCAGGUAGCAUCCAACCAAAACUCAACAACAAUCGGCUGCAGCCGGUCAGCGUUCCCUACGGAGGGGCACGGCCAAAGCAGCCGGUCAGCCUCAAGCUCCAGAUCCCACAGCCGCUCUCAGGCCAGGUCCAGAAUCAGCUCGUCCCAGCCGCCGUCAGCAAGAACAAAAACCAGGAGAGCCAGAGUCGGAGAGGCACGCCCUCCGAAACUACACCCAUCGGGACUGAUCAGAGUGCAGUCGGGGUGAACGGAGAUGGCGGCGUCCACUCUCCUCUCCUGAUGCCCUCCGAGAGCCCAGACAACGACCUCCAGGCAGGGCAACAGGGCGCUCUGUGCAGGAAGCCUGUCAGCUCCCUGGGAGAGGUCGCCCCUGUGUGGGUGCCCGACUCCCAGGCUCCCAUCUGUAUGAAAUGUGAUGUCAAGUUCACCUUCACCAAGAGGAGGCACCACUGCAGGGCCUGCGGCAAGGUGUUCUGUGCGACGUGCUGCAGCCUGAAGUGCCGCCUCGUGUACAUGGACAGGAAGGAGGCUCGCGUCUGUAUCACCUGUCAUUCUGCUCUGACGACCGCUCAAUCAUGGGAGACGCCGCCGACUGCAAGCAACCAGAGUCCGAACCCCAACAACCCAGCGGAGUACUGCUCCACUAUCCCCCCUCUGCACCAGGCCCAGGCCUCUGGGGUGCUCAGCUCCCCUCCUCCGACCGUCAUGGUGCCCGUGGGAGUCCUGAAACAGCCUGGCAACGAGGGGUCACUGACACGGGAGCAGAGGAGGGUUUGGUUUGCUGACGGCGUCUUACCGAAUGGCGACGCGGCAGCAGAGUCCCCCAAACCUCCGGCCUCCAGCCCAGCCCCCUCGCAGUCACUGGCCAUCUCCACGUAUUCCAACAAAUCCUCCACUUCUGAAUCCUCAGAGGCAGCUCAUACCCCUGUCGCCCCGGUGGGCAGCCCCGUGGGCAGCUCCCUCAGCCUGAUCCCGGAGGACGGGCUCCCUCCCAUCCUCAUCUCCACCGGAGUCAAAGGAGGUACGGGAGGCCACAUCACAGACUAUGCAGUGGAGGAGAGGCCGUCGGAGAUCGUCCUCAUGCAGCAGCUGGAGGAGGGAGGCCCGGAUCCGCUGGUCUUCGUGCUCAAUGCUAACCUGCUCGCCAUGGUCAAGCUUGUCAACUAUGUAAACAGGAAGUGUUGGUACGUGACGACGAAGGGCAUGCAUGCCGUUGGUCAGGCAGAGGUGGUCAUUCUGCUCCAGUGUCUGCCCGACGAGAAGACCGUCCCUAAAGACAUCUUCACGCACUUUGUGCAGCUCUACCAAGAGGCCCUCAGUGGCAACGUGCUGAGCCACCUGAGUCACUCGUUCUUCACGCAGAGCUUCCUGGGCAGUAAGGAGCACGGCGGCUUCCUCUACAUCAGCCCCUCCUUCCAGUCGCUGCAGGACCUGCUGCUGCCCAACCCGCCCUACCUCUUUGGCAUCCUGAUACAGAAGUGGGAAACGCCCUGGGCCAAGGUCUUCCCCAUCCGCCUCAUGCUGCGGCUGGGCGCAGAGUACCGAUUUUAUCCGUGUCCGCUGUUCAGUGUUCGCUUCAGAAAACCCCUCUUCGGAGAGACCGGUCACACAAUCAUGAAUCUGCUCGCAGACUUCCGUAACUACCAGUACACGCUACCGGUGGUAAAAGGUCUGGUUGUGGACAUGGAGGUGAGGAAGACGAGCAUCAAGAUCCCCAGUAAUCGCUACAAUGAGCUGAUGAAGGCCAUGAACAAGUCCAAUGAACACGUGCUGGCCAUGGGGGCGUGUUUCAACGACCGGGCCGACUCCCAUCUGGUGUGUGUCCAAAACGAUGACGGGAACUACCAGACGCAGGCCAUCAGCAUCCAUCACCAGCCUCGCAAAGUUACUGGAGCCUGCUUCUUUGUGUUCAGCGGUGCUUUGAAAGCCUCGUCGGGAUUCUUAGCCAAGACCAGCAUUGUGGAAGACGGCGUGAUGAUCCAGAUCACAGCUGAGACCAUGGACUCUCUACGGCAAGCCCUGAGGGACAUGAAGGACUUCACCAUCACGUGCGGUAAAGCCGACCAGGAGGAGAACCAGGAGCUCGUCCACAUCCAGUGGACGGAGGACGACCACAACUUCAACAAGGGCGUGAUCAGUCCCAUCGAUGGGAAGUCCAUGGAGUCCAUCACCAGCGUCAAGAUCUUCCACGGCUCGGAGUUCAAAGCCAACGGCAAAGUCAUCCGCUGGACAGAGGUGUUUUUCCUCCAGAGUGAAGAUCAACCCAACGGUCUGAGCGACCCCGCCGACCACAGCCGUCUGACUGAGAACGUGGCGAGGGCUUUCUGCAUGGCUCUUUGUCCGCACCUGAAGCUGCUGAAGGAGGACGGCAUGGCCAAACUCGGGCUGAGGGUCACACUGGACUCCGACCAGGUGGGUUACCUGGCAGGAAGUAACGGCCAGCCUCUCCUGCCUCAGUACCUGAGCGACCUGGACAGCGCUCUGAUCCCCGUCAUCCACAGCGGGGCUUGUCAGCUGAGCGAAGGUCCGGUGGUCAUGGAGCUGGUCUUCUACAUCCUGGAGAUCAUCUCCUAGGAGUCUUUUGGAGCUUCACCUUUUUUCUUUGUUUUGUUUUUUGACCUCCUGACGUCAUCUCACAGCCUGGUCCUCCCUCCCCGUCGCCUCCUUUCAAACCGUUUUUUGCACUUCGAAAGAGCCCGAAAAACUGUGCCGUGCCAGACGGGGUAGCAUUCCUCAAGUCAAAACCUAUGCAUCCAACCACCGUCUGUUCUGCUCCAGAGGCUGGAGGAAGCUCCGAGGAGGAUCGUCUGUUACUGAACCUCACCGGACAGGUUACAGCGUCUAUAACGAGUAUUAACCCCCCUUCAGUUCUCAUGUUUUAUUCUUUUACAACACUGAAUGAAGGAGACUUGAAUUAAAUAUUCAUACUAACUAAUUGUCCUCUUUAACAGGACGCACCUAAAUCAUCACUGCUUUUUAGAGAUCCCUCGACAAUAUAAAGAGGAUAUCAUCAACGUGACGACGCCUGAAUGCCUUAAUUUACCUACGAUUCAUGGCAAACACAGCAUUAGUCCGACUUAGAGUAAACAUGGUCAAGAACUCAUUCAGAUCAGCGGUCCAACCCAAAACUCACGCAGCACCCAGAUUAAAGGCGGCAAAAGAUGUCAGCUCUGUCAAUUAGUUUUGUAUUUUGAAUGAAUUCCGAUCAUUUCAUAGACAUAAAGUCUCUUCUCUGUUGAUUCAGUGCUGUAAAACAACACGAGGAGGAGGUGAAUAUUGUUCACAGACGCUGACCGAAGCUCCUCGGGUUCCUCUCCGCCCGUCACUCCCAGUGUCACUGUGGCAGCCUGAAGCUCUGAACUCUGAGUAAUAUCUGCAAAGGCUUCUUGUGUAGCACGGAUGCUCUUUAUAAAACAAGGGAGACUCAUAUCCACCGCUGAAAGAAAAAAAAAACAAAGUCUGGACUCUUCCUCUUAAGUUAAAAAGGAAAAGCUACAAAUCAUCAGCCGAGGAGCUGGAGGGCGCGUCUGUGUGGUGAUUUUUGUUUUGCACCGUGGUGCUCAGUGCCUGAAGCAGCGAUUCAUCAAGCGAUAAUAAUAAGAAAACAAACAUUUCAGCUUCACCUCUUAAGCUUUACUCAUCGAUCACCAGAUGCUUUACUUCAUGGACGAACACAGCGACCUGUUGUACAUAUUUUUGUAGGCGUGACGACCUCUCCUCCAUUAAACAACUCUGCAUCUGUAGCCUCCAGAGAUCCCGGUUUAAAGACAGUGUUACUGAAGCGACCGUCGUGGACUUCGUCUGCCUGACGCUCUGUGAAAUAAGAUCACGUGUUUAAACUCUGAAAGCCCUUUUUUGUCCUACGACAGAAAAGGGAAAAAAAAAGGUUCCAACGCUUUAUUAAUAAACUCCAACAAUCUGUACAUAAAGCUGAAAAAGCAGAAGAGGAAAAAAAACAAACAAACAAAUCAGUUUUUAAAUCUCAUCGAUCAUCUUCGGCAUCGUCAGCGCUUCGUUUGUUUCUCGAGUUAUUUUGGUCUUUUUAAUCAUACAAAGAGAAUAGUUGAAGAUGUAAAGAUAUAUAUACAGUAUAAAUAUAUAUAUAUAAAUAAAUAAAAUAUAUAAGAACUGUAUUAAAUUGCAGAAGCAGUGCACUGGAUUCUAAGCCAUUUACAGGAGAGUUAAAGCGAGCGUCGGGGAUAAAGUUCAGUGUUCGUACAGAUCCGGGGUUCCUGCAGAAACUAGAGUUUGACCUGAAUCUGAAUGUAUUUCAUCUCACAUCUCCUGCAACGUGUCGUCCUUCCACAGCCCUGAAAUCACAAACAUCAUGCUCCAGAGGAACCCUGUCGAUCGUCUUCAAAAGGCCUCAACCGUCUUCGUGUUUAAUCUGUAAACAGAUAGCUGCAGCCUCUCUCUCUCUGCUCUUUGCUCUGGACUGUGCUCUCCUUCAGCAACAUGGACCUGGAAAAUAAUCUAAGAAUGUAUCCCUCCUGUUUCUGUUCAGAUCUGCAAAGUGUGUUUUUUAUUUUAUUUUGGUUCUUUUUGUUUUCCCGGCUAGACGAAAUCACCAAAAACCCACCGUGUCCUGUCGAAAUGCUCUGUACAGUAAUCACUCUGCAUUAUGGCAUUAGAUAUUUCUCCAUCUUUAAUCAUGCUAAUAUAAAACCAGAAGGGGCUAACACUUUAAAAAGUACUGCUCAGUGCAGUACAAGAGUUUUUGUUCUUUGUUUUUUUUUAUUGGAGAAAAAACAAUCUCGUGACCACAAAGUGAGAAUCAGACAAUCACGUGAAGAAUCUGCAGAAGAGCCGACGCUUCGUUGAGUUUAAAUUAGACCCGUAGCAAUUCUGUAUUUGUUUAUUACUCGAUUUGAAGUAUUUUAGGAGCUACUGUAGCAAAGUAAUGUUAGCGAAGCUGAUAUAUAUAUUUAAAAAACAAAAAAAGUUCAGUAAAGACUGAAUGAGAGGUCAAAAGGUCACCAUGCUCUGAGUUUGUUACUGUGAUCAGAGCCGGUGUAUCUCAAUCACUGUGUCUUCACUGUGUGACGUUCAUCAGCCGCCGUCGGCAGUUCUGUUUUUAUAAAUUAGCAUAAUGAAGAGGAGACAUGAGGAUUUAUUUUUCUGACUUCCUGUUUUUCUGUUACGUUUUUAUUUUUUGGCAUUAUCUGACCUGACGUGUGCAAUAUGUCCUAAAUCCAAAAAAGAAAACAAAAAGAAGUAGUAAGAGGUGCAAUUUGUUUGACUGAAAAAGUAGCAUUUUUUUGUAUUCAGUUGUAAGAUGUUACUAUCCAAACUAUAACACUGCAUGCAAAACCGAAAAACAAGCUUGAAAAACGGUGACGAGAGUGAAUCAACUUUGCAUUUUAACAGUUAUAUCUUCGAGUUUGUGGAUGAAACUUUAAAAAAAAAAACUUGUUCAGUUCUGUCAUUGACUUGGUUUUUUUUCAGUCAAAAAUGUUUGAAAAGCCAAAAACCCUGUACAUCCUUUUUGUUUUCUUUACACUACAAAUGUCAAGAAAAGUGGUCUUUAUCAAAAAAACAAACAAACUGUAGUAUAUGUAAAAUAAAAACUUCUAGAAAAUUGAAACGAGUGCUUCAUCGGUCCUCCGUCAGAAAACACACACACAAAAUAAAACUUUUUAUUUUUAUUGGUAUAUUAUUUUUAAGCAGGUUAGGCAAAUUCAGUCCACAAUUUAAAAACAAAAUAUAGCCUCGAUUAUUUCUUUAACAUUUAAAUAUAAACAUCGUGACAUCAUUCAUCUUUGUAAACACAGAGGUGAUCAAAAUGUUUAACAGAAUGAAUCGAUGAGUAACGGUGCGUGGUUUUAAUGAUUGUUAGGACAAAGUUUAGCGUAAACUUUGCAUCAGUGACGUUGAUUCAUGGUGUGAAUGGGG